Messenger RNA from Striga asiatica, 636 nucleotides. NCBI's taxonomy places the organism in Eukaryota, Viridiplantae, Streptophyta, Magnoliopsida, Lamiales, Orobanchaceae. The record is from the annotation of a GenBank genome assembly.
AUGGAGAAGCUCUUUCCACGGCGGACUUCCGCAGCCGACUCCCACCGGCGACAUUUUCGACAACGUGUACGACCAACAGCACAAAGUUCACAAGCUCAGUGGCGGACGAGUUCCGCCGCUGACAGUCAACAGUGCCUUUCCCGUCACCAUUGUCGCCGCCAUUUUCGCCGCGGACUAUCACUGGCAAUACUUCUGACACCAUACGUGCCCAACAGAAGGUCGGAAUUUCGUCAUUCUUACUAUGUCAAGAGGGCCGUCAACGCCGACGAGCUUGCACCUAACGGCCGGUGCCGCCGCGGCUCCAAAAACCAACGUCACUUUUGCCCGACUCCGCCGCACAAAACACAACACGCAGUUCGAUCCAUAUACUCCCGACUCUGCCACCAUUUAUUAUGCCGGACAAACCUCCGUCGCGCACACAUACACACCACUGCGGCUGGUCGCGGCGGGGGAGAUGAAAAUCGCGUCGGUUGUGCCAGAGCCACGGCUUUCCAACCACCGGUGCUGCCGCUGCCCGCCGCCGGUGCUGCCCGACUCGUUUACUCCGGCAAAGCCGCGCUAGUGGGGGUGUCGUCGGUUUGUUGCAGCCUCGUUGCUCCGCCGACGGCCGCGAUGUGGCUGAAGUACCGACCAUGA